Molecule: messenger RNA, 2040 nt
Organism: Serendipita indica DSM 11827
Lineage: Eukaryota; Fungi; Basidiomycota; Agaricomycetes; Sebacinales; Serendipitaceae
Source: the annotation of a GenBank genome assembly
AUGACCGCACGUACGGAACAAAACUGGGAUGUAAUUGCCGAAAACGAUGAAGAUGAACUUCAGGAAGACUAUCUGAGCUCGCUGAAAGACGUCGUACUCUUCGCCGUUGACUGCUCUCCAUCCAUGAUGGCCCCUCAGCGCUCAAACAGAAAGGGAGACUCAAUGGAACCGAGCGAAACCAACAGUCACCUCUUCGCCACAUUGAAAGCUGCGGCAGAGUUGCAGAAGAAGAAGGCAAUGUACGAGCCGAACGAUCUCGUUGGAAUUAUUCUCUUCAACGUCAUGGACACUGGAGACGCCGAGGAGCAACUCAAACCUCACGUCUCCGUUUUCCAGCCAGUCGCACAGGUUAGCGCGGACACCAUUUUGGAUCUUCUGUCCAUACUGAGUGACGUCGAAGAAGGAACUCUCUCUCUGGAGAAGAGAUUCCGCCCGUGGGGCCGCAGAGUUCCUCUAGGCGAUGUUUUCAAUGCAUGCAACUGGCACCUCCGUACCCAAGCUCCCAAAGCGGCAACAAAACGUAUCUUCUUUGUGACAGAUGUUGAUGACCCUCAUGAUGGCAACUUUCAGCUAGAUAGAAUUGCAAAGCAGAACAUAGCCGAUCUAUACUCUCUUGGUGUCAUCGUCGAACCAUUCUUCAUCGGCACCAAGAAGAAGCCAUUUGACCCAACGAAGCACUUUACCGAUAUUCUCUCUCGUGCAGCUGAUGAUGACGAGGAUGCAAUACAGCCAAUGCCAACUGUAGUGGACGGAUUCUCACGCAUCCUAAACGAGAUGGCGAUUAGGGAGACACCGAAGCGGAGUCAGUUCUCCAUCAAUAUGACACUAGGAGCUGGGCUCGUGAUUGGGGUCAAGGGAUAUUCGCUCGUGGUUGAGCAAAAGAAGAGUGCACCUAGGCGAUUCCUCGACGUAAACGGUGAAUUGAAGGAGUUGGAGACUAAAACGGCCUAUUUUUCAGAGGAAAAUCUAGAAGACAUUGGCUCUGGUGCUUCGCUCGUCUACGGGAUGUCGCUCCCUUCUGCCGCUAUACAGAACGAAGAUGCAGGGGUGGAGGACCGUGACAUUGCGUCACGAGACGCCGCGAUGAGUGUAAAUCAGGAAUUCAUCGAUCGGACAGAUGCACCUGAUGGCCCGAAUGGUCCACUGAUUCCCGACGAAAGAGGCCAGGUGAUUCAGAAGACACCUAUUUAUUAUACGAAAGAAGAUGUUACGAAAUUCAGAACGUUGGGAAUGGAACCAGGGAUCAAAAUACUAGGCUUCAAGGAUGCAGAUACACUGGUGUUCGAAGAUAACAUCAAACACUCAUAUUUUCUUUAUCCCAAUGACACAGUUUACAAAGGCAGUACAGCAGCAUUUGGAGCCCUUAUGAGUGCCAUGGUCACAAAGGGGAAGAUUGGACUUGCACUUGGCCUCUUUCGACGCAACUCGAGUCCAUACUUCUACGCAAUGGUACCGCAGGAAGAGGUAUUGGACGAGGAUGGAGCUCAGGAGAGACCGCCCGGAUUCCAUAUGAUUCCACUCCCAUUUGCAGAUGAUAUUCGAGCCGCGCCCGAUGCAGCCGAGUCAUCUUUACGAGCAUCAGACAAUCUUGUCCAAGCAGCCGCAGCAUGGAUAAAAAAGGUUCGGAUCCAGAAAGGAUACGUGCCAGAUGCGUAUCCUAACCCAACGCUCGGCCUAUUCUACUCGCAGCUGCAAGCCAUGGCUCUGAGAGAGGAGUUCGAUGCAGAACAGUUCAGCGAUCGAACUGCGCCACAGCUCGAAUCCAUAUUCAAUAGGGCCGGGGCCAAAGUCGAGCAAUGGAAGGAGGUAUUGGAGAAAGAGCCAAAUGCAGAGACAACAUUCCUCACGUCUUCGUCAAAACGAAAAGCGGACGUGACGGUCAACGACCUAGAGGUGCGAACUCAUUAUGAGAACGAGACAUUGAGCAAAAUGACCGUCGACAUGCUCAAGAGCUUUCUACGAUCGAAAGGGAAAGCUACUUCUGGAACGAAGCCAGUUCUCAUCGAACGUGUGACAGAGUAUAUGAAGGAGAAUCCAUAG